Messenger RNA from Rotaria sordida, 2867 nucleotides. The record is from the annotation of a GenBank genome assembly. NCBI's taxonomy places the organism in Eukaryota, Metazoa, Rotifera, Eurotatoria, Philodinida, Philodinidae.
UGCAAAUAAAUCUAAAACAUAAUAAAAAUUAGUGAGUCAACUAAAUUUAGGGUUUCGCACGGUUCGGCAACGAUAGGUCAUUUUGUUCAUAUGUAAAAAAUUUUUUAAAGUAAUUGUCCGCUUAAGUCUUAUUUAAAACUAGAACACUGCAGUUUAAGGAUCAACUUUAUUAAUGGCAGAAUAUAGUGUGAUCGAAACCUAACAACAAAAAAAUCUAAAAUAUCAACAUAAAUCGAAUCCUCAAGUUUUUCGACAAGUUCUCAUACUAUUUGUAUAUUCUUAUAAAAUUAAAUAUUUAUGUAAUUAAAAAGAAAAAAUGAACAAAAACUACGUGUUUUGUUUAUAAUAUCAUCAAUCAAGCGAUUACUAUCUGUUGUUUAGUUGAUGUUCAAUAACUUUGACAAACGGUGUAACCUCGGCAUAACAUAUAUAUAUGUUGUGGUCAAAAUUAAAAUUCAGUCAAAUUUAAAAUUUGCCCAGUCAAAAUUAAAAUUUCAAUUCUGCCUAGGCAAAAUUGAAAUUAGAAGUUUGCCCAAUGAAUUGUUAGUCAGAAUUGAAAUUUUAAUUUUGACUGGGCAAAAUUAAAAUCGUUCUCUAAGCAAUAGAAGCAGAUAAUAAAGGAUAAAGAAUUGAGUAUAACAAUUUUUUUUAUUCGGAAAUAUUUUGUAAGCACUUCCGAGUGACACAAUAAACGAGCUCAAUCCAAAAGAAUUUGGAAAUAUUUUCGGCAAAGAUGAAAUAAGUCCUAGUUUUAUUUAAUUUAUAAGAACAACUAUCUCUUUUGAAAGAUGUUUGGUUGAGCAAAAAACGUUUGGGUGACGAUGUGGAUGUUGCUUCUUUUGUUAGCUCUUCUUCACAUCCUCAUCCUCACAUCAUUAGAGUCCACCGAGUCCAAGAUAUUGUGGACCCGAAUUUGGUUGAUUGAAACUUCCGGGGACUCGAACCCAAAACUGAUUGGUUUAAGUUUUCUAGGAAGUUUCAUUCAUGGUCAUACGAACUUCAAACAUUCUUUCAUAAUUACGCAAAAAGUGAGCUCUUCAGACUGCACUGGAGUGAAAUUACUUAGUUUUCCAAUGUGAUCAUGAUUUUUAAAAUACUCUGUAUUGUAAUCUAUCGGGUCGAAGAAUUUCUAAAUCCAGAAUCGAACUCGGGCCCGGCAAGCUUGAAAACUUUUCAGACGUAGAUCCUACCCGAGACUGAGCGAGCAUGAGUCCGGAUUCGAAUGGACCCGAUGAGCUCUGACUCUCACUCAUACUCUCAUCCCACACACUAUAUUCAUCUUCUUCUAUCAAUUGGAGAACGAUUUUAAUUUUGCCCAGUCAAAAUUAAAAUUUCGAUUCUGACUAACAAUUCAUUGGGCAAACUUCUAAUUUCAAUUUUGCCUAGGCAGAAUUGAAAUUUUAAUUUUGACUGGGCAAAUUUUAAAUUUGACUGAAUUUUAAUUUUGACCACAACAUAUAUAUAUACGAUUAAUAGUGAAAAAAUGUUCUGGCUAUAACGUGUUUAUGACGUGGUGUUAGAUCGCAUUCUUUUUCAAUAUCUCGCGAUCGUCUAAGAAGAUCGAUAUGAAAGCCAAAUGUGUUGCAGAAUAAUAGCAAAACAUCUUGAGAUAGCGGUUUUGACAAAAGAGUAGAAUUCUACGUUUUUUUUUUUUUAUCCGAACAGAAACUAAAAACAAAACAUCAAUCCCGCUCGUAUCUACAUGUUUUUCAAAAAAUGUCUCACCUUACUCUUGACACAGCUAUCUUUCAAUGAAACAAAGACUCAAAAGUCCUUUUUAUUAUUGCAUGAUGACUGUACAUCAACGAUCGUCAUGCUGAAAAAUAAAAUUGACAAAAAAAUUUCUUAGUAUUAUCGAGAAAUAAUUCAGGGAAGUGUAGAAAAUAAUUAAAAAUCUAUUCAAGAACAAGAAAUAUUAGACCUGAGUAUAAAUACGAAUGUUUAGUAAACUCUUCUAAUUGAGAAUGAAGCUUUAAAAAUGAAUAAGUAGUAGUUGCUUGAAAAAUUUCCCAUAAUCCUCUAUAUUUUGUCCUUAUUUUGGAAUUUCUGUCUGUUACAACUUUCAUUAUUCGACAGUGAACAUCAUUUUUCGUAGAACUUUGAUACAUUCAACAUGUGAAUGUCAACAUUCGAUUAUCAUUUACCAGCGAGAUCAUCUACGGAUCCAUUCUAUGGAGCAUAUCUUCGUUUUUCAAACGUCAUCCACAUUCAGAGAUGGAACUGCUACCAUUGUCUUAUUUAUCUUUUUUGCUCUUACUAUCCCAUUGGGAUAUUCACAGAUGAGUAGUACAAUAACUCAUCAGUUCAGUGUUGACAUGAGUUUCAGAUCGGCCGAUCUGAUCUGGCCUACUCCGACCAGUACCGGUAGUCAAAAACUCAGGCCGGUUUCAUCUCUGCCAUCAUCUUCUUGUGGUGCUAUAUGUAAUCGAAUCACACGUCUAGAAAUAGGAACAAGAUAGAUUGAAAUAUAUUGAUUUAAUAUUUUUCUUUUAAAGAUUAUUUCGAUUGUUCAAGCUAAUUCAACUUUAUCCGAAGUAACAAAUCAAUUAAACAAAUUAAAAGAAGAUAUUCGUUUUCUUAUUGAUGAAAUCUAUUCUUUAAAUCCUGAUAUAAAUUCAAAUGAUAUAACUCUUGCUAAGUCAUUUUUAUCUCUUACAAAUGAAAAUGAAUCAUCUUGGCUUACAAAUAAUCAUCCUUUUACUGGUAGUUCAUUACAUUCCAAUCUUACUACUGAAUAUCAACAUUUACGAGAAAAAAUUCUUGCUGAAGUUAUUCAGCUUCGUACUGAACUUAAUCAAAAAGAACCAUCACCUCCAUAUGAUUUAAAACAAGAAUUAAUUAAUUUACGUUUACGUAAAAGAUAUUUA